UUUUCGAAAAAAAUACAAAUGUGAUUACAUAUUAAUAAUAAAGAAGUUCUCUAUAUUAACAGCUUGUAUUUAUUAGGAAAUAGAAACGAUUUAAUAAGUCAUACAAUAGGACGAAAUUUACGUUUCUUGCGUGUUUUUCAUGUAGAGAAACUUGUUGCAAUAUUGCAAGAUUAAUUGUUAUUUUGAAGGCAAGAAAUUGUGUUGUAUACGUUUUAACGUAUAGAGUAAGUUUAUAUAGUGAAAGGGGUAUACAACGUAAUCGUGCGGUAAACAGCCGUGAUAGAAAUAUAAAGAGAAAUUUAAUUUAUUUCGAAAAAUGGCAGAAGUUACGGCUAAACAUACUCUUCAUAGCGGCAUUUUUCAUCCUACUUUACGGCAGUGGCAAUCGCCAAAUGUAGAAAUUACUGUUAAUAAUCUUAUGUAUCCGAUUUUCAUAUUAGACGAACAAGAUGCUAAGGAUCCAAUUGUUAGUAUGCCAGGUGUUCAUCGGUAUGGGAUUAAUCAAUUACACAACAUGUUACAACCAUUGGUUACAAAGGGACUGCAAUCGAUAUUAUUAUUUGGAGUAUCAAAACACUUGAAAAAGGAUCACAUCGGAAGUAAUGCAGAUAGUGCAGAGAAUCCAAUUAUUCAAGCUGUACCUUUGAUAAGACAGUGGUUCCCAAAUUUACUAAUAGCGUGCGAUGUUUGUUUGUGUCCAUACACGGUUCAUGGACAUUGUGGAAUUUUAAAUGACGACGGAAGCAUAAAUAACAAAGCUAGUAUUACACGAAUUGCAGAAGUUGCUCUUGCAUAUGCAAAAGCUGGAGCACAAGUUGUAGCCCCGUCCGAUAUGAUGGAUGGAAGAAUAGGUGCAAUAAAACAAAAAUUAGCAACAGCCGGGUUAGCAAACAAAGUUGCAGUUUUAUCAUAUGCUGUGAAAUUUGCAUCGGGAUUCUAUGGUCCUUUUAGAGACGCUUCACAGUCAGCACCAAAGUUUGGAGAUAGAAAAUGUUAUCAAUUGCCACCAGGAAGUAAUGGAUUGGCUGCCAGAGCUGCUGCUAGAGAUGUUUCUGAAGGAGCCGAUAUGCUUAUAGUAAAACCAGGUCUAGCUUAUUUAGAUGUUGUUAGGCACACGAAAGAUGCACAUCCAGAAUACCCGAUGUUUGUGUAUCAAGUUUCGGGAGAAUAUGCUAUGCUUUACCACGGUGCUAAAAACGGUGCAAUCAAUUUAGAGAAUGUGUUAAACGAAGUUCUCUUAUCUAUGAGAAGAGCAGGAGCUGAUUGUAUCAUAACAUAUUUUACACCAUUAAUUUUAGAUAUGUUGCAACUCAAGAGUAAAUACUGAAAAUAUUUAUAUACUUGGCAUGUAUAUGGUUAUAACAAUGUUAUUUGAUAUUUUAAAUAAA
This is a messenger RNA of Colletes gigas, 1388 nucleotides long. RefSeq names its product delta-aminolevulinic acid dehydratase (gene Pbgs). Bases 317 to 1327 code for a protein of 336 amino acids. The record is from RefSeq and is a predicted model, not a curated record. Lineage: Eukaryota; Metazoa; Arthropoda; Insecta; Hymenoptera; Colletidae. Gene Ontology annotation, molecular function: porphobilinogen synthase activity; zinc ion binding. Gene Ontology annotation, cellular component: cytosol. The transcript is spliced from 5 exons. Gene Ontology annotation, biological process: heme biosynthetic process.